AUGGCUACUAAGACCGAGGCCGCGUCCAUCGCCGGAUCUCUUCAAAGAGGCAAGGCGUGCUUGCGAUGCAGAAAACGGAAGAUGCGCUGCGACGGCGUGAAGCCAGCUUGUCAACAAUGUAUCCGCGCGAAGAAGGCAGACGGUUGCGAGUACGACGAUGGCAAAGGCAAGACAAGAACGCAAAUUUUGCGUGAAACCAUCGCACGACUCGAAAACCGCAUCCGAGAGCUCGAAGAUCCCGAAUACAUUUCGCCCGCUGUCACCCUCUAUGAUCCCAACCUUCACCAACGGUCAGGCUCGUCGUCGUCAAUAAGUUCCGCGGGAGGAACGCCUCUCUCCGCGAGCCAUUCACCGUUCGCUUCAGUAGAUUCUACAAACUCGCCUCAUGAUUCGUGGACCCAUCUACCCAGUGUGCCUUCACCCUCUCCAUCACCGUUCAGCCCAGAUCUGUACUUCGAAGAAGCCAAAGUUCAGCCACCAUUCGAACUUGCGCUCAUGCUUUUGGACAUUUACGCACCUCAUCGCCAGCAAUCCGGGUUGCUGCUUCACACCGAGAGACUGCGUGAAAGCUUGAGCUUGCCUCCUUCCGAGCAGCGUCAUCCAGUCUUAAUGAACGCUAUCUACCUUUGGGCCUGCUUCAUAUCGCGUCCCGAGCCCCUCUGCCAACACGAGGAGCACUACCUUGCACGUGCUCUCGAAGCUAUUGGAGAAGCUAUUCGGCUUGGAAACCAUGCCUUGGACGUCAUUCAGGCUUCGUGUCUUCUGUCGAUGUACUUCUUGUCUAACGGGCGCAUGCUAGAAGGGAGUUAUCAUGCAUCAGCUGCUGUCGGCCUUGCCGUACAAUGUGGUCUCCACCGAGGCAUCUCCCUGGAUUCCCAAUCAUGGAUCCCCCAGAGCGCCGAUUCAUUUGAUAUCAAGCCUGUCAAAGAUCUUUCGGAAAGUGAACGUGUUUUGACGUUCUGGCAAGUGUUCAAUUUGGAUCGGUGUUGGGCAGUGGUCAUGCGUAGGCCGUCUAUGAUCCCAGAUGGUCCUGAUGGGUGGAACUCAAUCAACACCCCAUGGCCCUUGGAUAUCGCCGACUACGAAGCUGGCCAAAUGCAUCAAGGCAGCUCUUAUUUGACUGUGAGGUCGUUCCUCAAUGGUGACGUCUCUGGUGGGUACUCGACACAGGCCGCUCGUGCUAAGGCAACUGCUCUUUUCUACCGCGCCGACGAGGUUGUGUCGAACUGGGAUCCUCGGGUAACACCUUCUGGCUCUCUUCUUGAUGACAUGCAAACUCUGGAACGAGCGAUCACGCAGUUUGUUCCUAGCAUGAUUCCCAUACAUCAGCUGGACGCAGCUAGCCCCGAGGACAAGCCCGCUAUCAUUGUUGCACACACACUUGCGCAGGCCACUAUGAUUCAUCUCUACCGGCGCUUCGCUCAGAGCGACGGAGUGUCAUAUGCCAAAUGCCUUCGCGCUGCGCAUACUUGCGUUGCCAUCAUCAAGCACCUAUCUGAGGCUGAUUUCACCUUACUAGAGCCCAUAAUCAGCCAUUGCUGGACCGAUGCGGCAGAUAUCUUGAUGCAGGAGCUGAACAAUCUCGAAACAUCCUGGCCUUUGAUGAACAGUUCUGACGUUCGAAACGAGAUCGGGGUACUGCUUUAUGCUGUGACUAGUCUUGGGUCUCGCUUUCCCCUUCUCGCUGAACAGCAGAACCAACCGUGGAUGCGUCCGCUCUACAUGGCGCCUUCUCCACGACCGAUCAGCCGAGACGGCAUGGACAAAGUUCAACUCCAGCAACAACAGCAGCAACCUUCUCCCCAACGGCUGCAGCAGCAAUCAUACGGCCUCCCUGCAGAAUCUCCCGGAUCGCGACUGGAAAGGAGCUCCACCUGCCGACGUGUCAGUCGAACGACCACGCAAUGA
Molecule: messenger RNA, 1908 nt
Organism: Pleurotus ostreatus (oyster mushroom)
Lineage: Eukaryota; Fungi; Basidiomycota; Agaricomycetes; Agaricales; Pleurotaceae
Exons: 9
Coding region: 1-1908 (635 amino acids)
Biological process (GO): DNA-templated transcription; regulation of DNA-templated transcription
Cellular component (GO): nucleus
Molecular function (GO): copper ion binding; DNA-binding transcription factor activity, RNA polymerase II-specific; DNA binding
Source: RefSeq, a predicted model, not a curated record